This is a messenger RNA of Sinocyclocheilus anshuiensis, 2912 nucleotides long. Its product is annotated as receptor expression-enhancing protein 1-like. The coding region runs from base 45 to 983 and encodes 312 amino acids. Gene Ontology annotation, biological process: endoplasmic reticulum tubular network organization. The transcript is spliced from 8 exons. The record is from RefSeq and is a predicted model, not a curated record. Gene Ontology annotation, cellular component: endoplasmic reticulum membrane; cytoplasmic microtubule; endoplasmic reticulum tubular network. NCBI's taxonomy places the organism in Eukaryota, Metazoa, Chordata, Actinopteri, Cypriniformes, Cyprinidae. Gene Ontology annotation, molecular function: microtubule binding.
AAGGAAACUCCUCCCUGUCGACAGCACGCCGCUCUCAUAGCGCAAUGGUCUCCUGGAUUAUUUCUAGGCUUGUGGUGCUCAUAUUUGGUACUCUUUACCCGGCAUACUCCUCAUAUAAAGCUGUUAAAUCGAAAGAUGUGAGAGAAUAUGUGAAAUGGAUGAUGUACUGGAUAAUAUUUGCACUUUUUACUACAGUUGAAGUGAUUACUGAUAUCUUUUUGUGCUGGCUCCCAUUCUACUAUGAACUCAAAAUUGCCUUUGUGGUGUGGUUACUUUCCCCAUACACAAAGGGAUCCAGUGUUUUAUAUAGAAAAUUUGUCCACCCUACACUGUCCUCUAAGGAGAAGGACAUCGAUGAAUACCUUUGCCAAGCAAAAGAUAAAAGCUACGACACCCUGAUGCAUUUUGGAAGGAGAGGCCUAAAUGUGGCGGCAACAGCUGCUGUAAUGGCUGCCACUAAGGGCCAGGGUGUUCUCUCCGAGCGCCUCCGCAGUUUCAGCAUGCAGGACCUGUCAUCUUUCCAGGAAGAGGGCCAGGCAAAGAAUGCAAGUUCUGUAACUACUCAACCUGCAGCCGCGCAGCACAGAACACGCACUAUGAUGCGCAGCAAAUCAGAUGCUGGUUACAGCAAGGGCCAUGAUUUUGACAUGACCGAAUAUGAGAUGUUGAACUUGGAGCAAUAUGCCCCCAUUGAGCCUCCUGGUCCGCUGACACCCACACCCACCCCGACCCCAUCCCAGCCCACUCUGCCUCAGCCUGAGCCCAUGACUCCACUGCUUUCCCCUCCUGAGUCCUUCCAGGAUAAAUCCGCAUCCCAACCCGUAGCCUCAGAGGAACAUGAGGAGAAGGAGGAAUUUGCCUCAUCUGCUUCAGUCCAAUUCAGAGUUAAGAGGCGUGCCCCUGAGCCUCCUCCUAGAACCCUAAGACCUGUCACCCGAUCCAGAUCAAAGAACGCCCUCUCUUUGGACACUGAAGCCAUGUGACUGUGCAUAUACUCCGAGAGCGCUUUAGCUGUCUUACCUGCAACAUGAGAAGACGCAACAAGGGAAGGCAGAGAAAAAAAUGGAAUGCAGCCCAAAUGUUCAAAUAUUCAAAAGCAGCCUUGCUCUAUAAUGAGGUAACCAAAGCGAUGUGCAACCUUUCGCUUCUGAUCUUUGACACUCAAGAGGGAGGGGAUUCAUUUAGGUAACACGUUCACGUGCAUACUACUGCUCUGAGACACUUUGGGGGUUAUUAAACUUGUUUUGUAUAUAUUUAUGGUAUGUUUGAGUGUCGACUGUUUGAUUUCUUGGUAUGAUUUUGGGAGAAACAAACGCAUGCAUGUCCCUCUGGUCACCCAACCAUAAUCACUGCACACAGUCAUAAUACUUACUGUUUAUGAACAUAUUUUAUUUUUAGGGGGACUGCACUCAUUUCGGGUCGCCCAAAGCCCCCCCAAUGACUACUGAGUAGCAAGGUGUUUCAGAAUCAGCCUUUCUUAGAACAGUAGUUCUUAGUGAAAAAAAAAUACUGCACUGAUGUGGUAGGUGUGUUUGACUGCAAACAUAACAUUUAUUUCAUGAUUUAUGUAUCAACAAAUGCAAGGGUUCAUCUGUAGAGACGGACUUUUUAAUACAUGCUUGUAGUUGAACCAAAUAUAGGUAUUGAUCACAAUACCCGAUGUGAUUUGUGAUUUAAAAUAGAUGGACAAAGUGCAAUGUAUUUUACGAUUCUUCUAAACUUUCAAUAGUUCAGCCAUAAACUUAAAAUAUUGCGCUGUAACUUCAUAUAAAGUUAAUCAAUAACCAUCUUGUUAAAAAUACACUAAAAAUCUUUCUAGACAGAAAGAGGCAAUUAAGUUGAUAUUUGUUUAUGGAGAUUCUUACUUUACCUCAUUAAUUAUUAGGUAUAUGCAGUAUUUUUUUAUAAUUUCAAAACUCAGCACUGAUUGAUCAACAUGGAAUUUCAUGUAUUUUGAUGUAAUUUAAGCUGAAUAUUUUCUGUUAUUUCUUAGUUUGGCUUCUUAAACCUCUUCAGUUGCUUGAUGUUGCAUGUAUUAUUGCCAAUGACAAUUUGAAUGUGUCUCACAUUUUUGGCCUUCAGUAUUAAAGUACCUUAUCAGAGUUGAGCAGGCAUUAGUGGUGAUUUGGCACAACACAAAGCGGGUCCUUCAGUCAGUGUAGUCGUUUUACUUUUGUAGCAUUCACACAUUUAGUCAUAUGAGGACAAACAAAUGUCUGAAAACACUGUGCAAUUACAUUAGCAUGUAUCACUGAGAAACUCAACAACAGUUUGCUGUUGCAUCAUUCCUGAUCACAGUCAAGUAACUUGUAAAUCUCUAUGUCAUGGAGAGGACAGCAGUGCAUCAACUAUCAAACACAUAGCAAACACAGCUGGAUCUUAGAACAUUGUAUAUUUAGAAAGCUGUUCACAAUGUGUUUUAUACUGUGAGAAUGAUGAAAAUCCUAGUCUCAUAAACACGCUUUGACUUGUUGUAUUUGCGAUCUUGUAGCCGUUCAAAUGAUUAUAUCAAACUUCACUGACAAAAUAGCAGGCUCAGGAACAGUUUUUGUCAUUUCAUCACAAUUUUAUUUGAACGUGAAAAUAUCUACAAUGUGAACUAAAAAAGUCAUUGGAAUAGUGAUUAUCUGGUUGGCGUUCUUUUUGUUGGGUUUGUGUUUCCAGUUUUUACAGUGAGAGAGUAGCAUUUUCUCUAUGUGAGAUUGGCGGGAUUUUAAAGUGCUCUGUAUGGAACCAUCUUUGGCCUUUUACAGCAUAUAAAAACAGCUGACUGUUGCUUCUUUGUAUAUUCAGGUCAUUCAAGGCACAACCUUUGAAAUACCAUGUGAAGAGCAGUUUAGUUGUGGUUUAGGUAAUCUGUCAUUCGGUGGGAAAAUAGCUAUUUAUGAAUUUAACCCAUUUUAAAGGGGUGG